AUGUGGGAAGGGAGGCCCAGGAUGCCAGGGCCAAGGGUCUUAGCCAAGACAGGAAGCCCCACACUUGGAGGCCUUAAAGAGAGAGCUGAGGCAGAGGCAUGUCAUUCGUGUCCAAAAUUUGGCCUGCUGAGUCCACGGAGAGGCACCUACAGGAUGAAGGCUCUCUCCCUCCUCCUCCUCCUCCCAGUCCUGGGGCUGCUGGUGUGUGGCAAGUUGCUGUGUCCCAUGGAUAAAGCCAUCAGUGAGAAGAUCCAGGAAGUCACCAGCUCCCUAAUUCCUGAGGCAAUAAGGAACAUUGGCCUGGACUGCCGGAGUGUCACCUCCAGGGGGGACCUGGCCACGUGCCCCUCAGGUUUCGCCGUCACCGGCUGCACCUGUGGCUCUGCCUGUGGCUCGUGGGACGUGCGCGCCGAGACCACGUGCCACUGCCAGUGCGCCGGCAUGGACUGGACCGGAGCUCGCUGCUGUCGCCUGCGGGCCGAGUAG
Messenger RNA from Balaenoptera ricei (Rice's whale), 486 nucleotides. It is a transcript of the gene RETN, whose product is annotated as resistin. Gene Ontology annotation, molecular function: hormone activity. The record is from RefSeq and is a predicted model, not a curated record. Lineage: Eukaryota; Metazoa; Chordata; Mammalia; Artiodactyla; Balaenopteridae. Gene Ontology annotation, cellular component: extracellular region.